Messenger RNA from Penicillium brevicompactum, 453 nucleotides. RefSeq lists its product as uncharacterized. Lineage: Eukaryota; Fungi; Ascomycota; Eurotiomycetes; Eurotiales; Aspergillaceae. The record is from RefSeq and is a predicted model, not a curated record. Bases 1 to 453 code for a protein of 150 amino acids. The transcript is spliced from 2 exons.
AUGCUACAUGCGAAGAACGACCGCUAUAUUGCGUGCACACGAAUGGUUGUCCCCGAAUCGCACCAAAAUGUGUGGACAAAUUGGGGACCUCCUCUGGUGGAGAACUUUACCAAAUUCAAUGCGGCUGGAAGACAGCAGUUGGAUGUACUGAACAGAGUGACACAAGAGCUUCGUGAACUUGUCAUCAAUCAAGCCCUUAGACAAUCCUCGGUUGGCCAUAGACAUCCUGAUUCAAGAACAGGAAUCACAGAGCUCUGCCACAAUAGCUCUGCCUUUACGUCUACCAUUCUCCACCAACAAAGUCCAUCUGCAGAAUGCGAGGACGCCUUCAUUGACCGGCUGAAUGAAAAGUUGAAAAAUGGCUCGGGUGGACGAUCAAGUGGCUCUGAUAUAUUGAGAGACAUCGACGAGGAAUCUGACCUGGAUGGCGGAGGUGCUUCAAUCUAUGUCUAG